Talaromyces proteolyticus is the source of this 1851-nucleotide messenger RNA. RefSeq names its product putative methylenetetrahydrofolate reductase. Gene Ontology annotation, biological process: tetrahydrofolate interconversion. Gene Ontology annotation, molecular function: FAD binding; methylenetetrahydrofolate reductase [NAD(P)H] activity. Gene Ontology annotation, cellular component: cytosol. NCBI's taxonomy places the organism in Eukaryota, Fungi, Ascomycota, Eurotiomycetes, Eurotiales, Trichocomaceae. The transcript is spliced from 3 exons. The record is from RefSeq and is a predicted model, not a curated record. The coding region runs from base 1 to 1851 and encodes 616 amino acids.
AUGCACGUGGGACUCAAGCUACAGGAACAGGAGAGUUCCGGGCGGCCUGGAAUCUCCUUCGAGUAUUUCCCGCCCAAGACAGCUCAGGGUGUUCAAAACUUGUACGAUCGCAUGGACCGCAUGCACGACCUCGGACCGGCUUUUAUCGAUGUUACCUGGGGUGCUGGCGGCAGUCGGUCUCAAUUAACCUGUGAGAUGGUCCGCAUCGCACAGACCGUUUUUGGGUUGGAGACGGUCAUGCAUUUGACUUGCACCGACAUGCCCCGCGAGAGCGUUGAUGAGGCUCUGGAGGCUGCAUACAAUGCCGGAUGUACGAACAUACUAGCUCUUCGUGGUGAUCCUCCGCGUGAACAGGAAAAAUGGGAGGCUGCAGAGGGUGGAUUCCGGUACGCGAAGGACUUAGUCAAGUAUAUUCGCGAGAAGUACGGGAACCACUUUGAUAUUGGUGUUGGGGGAUAUCCAGAAGGAGCCGAUGACAACCCAGACGUGGAUCAACUGAUCGAUCAUCUGAAAGAAAAAGUCGACGCAGGAAGCUCGUUCAUCGUGACACAAAUGUUCUAUGACGCGGAUAAUUUCUUAGAAUGGGUACGGAAAUGCCGUGCUAAGGGUGUCAACGUUCCUAUUAUUCCCGGGAUCAUGCCCAUUUCGACGUACGAUGCCUUUAUCCGUCGUUCGAAGUGGACCAAAAUUCAUAUCCCGCCUGACUGGCUGGAGACUCUAGAACCGGUGAAAAAUGAUGAUGCUAGGGUUCGUGAAAGAGGCACCAAACUAGUCUCAGAAUUGUGCCGGAGGUUGCUAAGCUCUGGCCACAUCCACCACCUUCACUUUUACACUAUGAACCUCGCGCAAGCAUCUCGCAUGAUUCUCGAUGAACUGAAGCUUGUUCCAUCCUUGGAAAGCCCCUUGCAAAAGCCUCUUCCCUGGCGUAAAUCUCUCGGCCUUCACCGCCGGUCUGAAGAUGUGCGCCCGAUCUUCUGGAGGAACAGACAUCAGUCAUACAUUGCGCGUACUGCCGACUGGGAUGAGUACCCAAACGGACGUUGGACCGAUGCCAGAUCACCCGCUUUUGGUGAGUUGAACGCUUACGGCGUCAGACUCAAGGGCACCAAUGACCAGAAUAUCAAGCUUUGGGGCCGGCCCAAAUCGAUUAAAGACCUGUCUGAGAUUUUCAUUCGCUACUUGGAUGGCAAACUAGACAGACUACCUUGGAGUGACGCCCCUAUCACUGCCGAGGCAGAUUCCAUCAAGCAAAAUCUUAUUGAACUCAACCAACGCGGUUUCCUGACCGUGAACUCCCAGCCUGCUGUGAACGGAGUCAAGUCUUCGCAUCCCGUGCACGGCUGGGGCCCUCGCAACGGUUACGUGUACCAGAAAGCAUAUUUGGAAUUACUAGUUCCCCCAGUUCUCGUGGACAACCUCUUAGCCCGGAUUGAGAAGAAUAACGAUCUCACAUAUUACUGCGUUAACAAGUCCGGAGAGCUACGGACACGAACUGACGAAGGACCGAACGCAGUUACAUGGGGAAUCUUCGCAUCCAAAGAAAUCAUCCAACCUACUAUUGUCGAGAGUGUGAGUUUCAUGGCUUGGAAGGACGAAGCAUACCAACUUGGAGAGGAUUGGGCAAAGUGCCACCCCGCGGACAGCCCCAGCCGUAAACUCAUUCAACAGAUCAUGGAUGAAUGGUAUUUGAUCAACAUUGUCAACAACGACUUCCACAAAACGCACGACCUAUUCCAGCUAUUCGAUGGGCUUGCUAUUAAAGACCUCGAUGUGGAAGUCCCAGGCAUAAAUCCUGAGGCAGGCAGAACAACUCAACCUAUUCCACCUGCAACUACUACCGCGCAAUCAUAG